This is a messenger RNA of Spodoptera litura, 4663 nucleotides long. The record is from RefSeq and is a predicted model, not a curated record. NCBI's taxonomy places the organism in Eukaryota, Metazoa, Arthropoda, Insecta, Lepidoptera, Noctuidae.
UCUAAUUAAAAUUCUGACUAUAGUCAAUUAAAGAAAACGAGGGACAAACAAAAAAGAAAGCAAAAAGUACAUAGCUAAACCUUGUCCAAACCGUUGUCAUAGCAACGAAUGGCGCCAACAAUAAACUUCUGUGUAUUUUGCAGUGAAAUUAAAACUACCCCGUUAUGAAUGGAAACACAGAAUUAAACACAUAUACGGCAGAUGACUCGCUUGAAAAUGAUAUCCAGGAAUAUCAUGAGAUAAAACAAGAUACAACACUUGAUGACAUAGAAACUUCUUUUUCAUCAAAACCAUCUCCAAAACGGUUGAACGAUUAUGAUUUUUUCACCCAGCACGAUGUAAAAACUGAAAAGAAGAAGCAUCUGAAGAAGAAAAAAUCGAAGAAGAAAGAUAAGUCUUCUAAUCUAAUGGAUAUUAUAAGUUCUGAAAUAGCAGCUUCAGUGGCACCUGUAACUGAAAAUGUUGUUACCAUGGUCGAUGUUAGUAAAGAACGACAAAGUAGUUAUUUGCGAAGUUUAUCUAAUACGACAUUUCGAAAAUCUAGAACCUUUAUCUCUGAUGCUGAAAGUGGAUGGAAUUCCAAAUCAGAUCUGGUAAACUUGAGUCCUAUAUUUCCGAGAAUUCUGGAAAAUGCAGUGACUGAAGCUUGUCUGGUAGAAGGCGAAUAUGUAGAACCGUGCACAUUUAACGAUAUUGUACGCAAAAACAACGAUACCAAUAAUGAGACCUCCAUUAAAUUCUUAGACAUAUUGAUAAGAAAUAUUACAGCUAAACACCACCAUUCAUUUACAUUAGAAAAAUUACUUUGUUCGAAACUUUUAGACACAUAUAAUGAAUAUAGUAAAGUUCAAAAACUUUUGAAAGUUCUUUCAAAGGACAUUAAAGUGAAUAGGGAAACAAAGGAUAAUCUUAAAGCAGAUUUGAUGAAAGUCAGCCCUAGUAAGAAAGAGGAUGUUCGAUUCGAUAAAACUGUUAGAAAGUAUACCGACAAACUCAUACACCUUAAAGCAGUAUUUAAAGAAAAUAUAAAAUUAAAGAAACAAUUUAUGCACAAGGUAAUAUCGUUAUGGUCUGAUAUUGAAAUGGUAAGGGAGAAACGCGAGUGUAUCGAGACACCGUACUUAUUAGACUUCACGAAAAUAGAAUACAAUGAAAAUGAAUUCGAGAAACAAUGGAAUGAUACAUUUAACACAGAAUAUUUAGAUAUACUUGAUUUAAUUGAGUACGAAUAUGUUACUAAUUAUAUAGAAUAUAAAGAAGCGAAAAGUGAACACAAAAGAAAUCCUGAUAAUAAACCGAUAAAGCCUAAGUUAAUAAUUGAUGAAGAAAAAAUUAAAAGUGAGGCAGAAAUGUUUGUUGAUGAGGUAGUCAAUAAAGAAGAGAUAGAUAUUGAACUGAAAAAAGACGAAAGCAUACUAACAGAUUUUAAACAAAUAGGACAACGCUUCCUAAAACAUAACUAUAAUUUCCUGGUUUACGUAGAUGAUGUUUUUGUAUGCGAAUCUGAAAAUUAUUUAAGUGACGAUAUGUUUAGCGUACAGUUAAAUGAGAGUUUCUCGGUACAAAUUUUGCCAAAAAAUAUAAGUGUAAGAAUAGUUUUAAUAGAGAACGAUAAGAAAGUUGCAGAUUUGAAAAUAAACUUACAGGAUGUAAGAAAAACAAAUGCUCAUGCAGAUUUUGUAACUGAAAAUUUAUUUUUUCAAGAUAUUAUUGAACCAAACUUUAAAUAUGUAGGAAGUGGCGUAACUAUUAAAGAGAUAGCUCACGCUAACAAAGUUAGACUUAAGAGCAGCAAUCUAUUCAAAGGAAAGCUUUAUACAAAUUACGAAAUUGAUAUUAAAGUCGGGUGGAAUGAUAAGUUAGAACAAAAUCAAUCUGAAGCAAUAAAAUCUUCUACAGAAAUUGGUAGGCAAAUAAAAAGACUAAUAAAUGGUAUUGAUAAGCCAAGUUUUGAAGUGUUAUUAGAUGUUAUAAAUAAAGUAUACGAAAAGGAUGUAAGUGAUGAAAACAUGGUCGAGAUGUUGCAAAAACUAAGCAAAAUGGAAAUUACAAAUGACGAUAGCUUCCCCUUGGAUCAAAAUAAUCCAGACGUUGUGAGGUUGAAACUACUUCACCUGAGAAAUAUCGGAGGAUUUACAGAUAUAGAGAAGAAAUUAGUUCCUAUCCAUGCAAGCCAAAUAACCACAGAGCAGUUAAACUGUCUACAAAAGACAAACGACAACGAUUUUGAUAUGGACUAUUUGAACGAUAAAGAAAUGGAGAUGGAUCCUAUAGAGUUGCAGAGAUUUAUUGGAGCAAAGUAUGUUCAGAAGCUAAAUAAGAAUAUGUUGAGAAACUUAAACGAAUACCUUUUACAGAAGACACACAAAGACGUUGUUCGGGAGUACAAAUUCAGUUUCAGAAGUCUUUUUUCCUAUCAAUCGGAUGUUGGAGCACUGGCAACAGCAUCAAACUCUACGAAGCAGCAGAUCCUGAAAGAGUCACUAAGCAAAGAUCAGGAGAUCCAUGUGACUGUGUUGAGGGCAUUCAAUCUACUCGACCGGACUUGCACUAUGCUUGACGAGGCAUCUGAGGAUGAAGAUAAGAUUGCAGGUUUUAAGAUGAGACCACUAAGGCCGUUCGUUCGAGUGAACUAUAGAGGAGCAUCAGCUCAGACUGUCACUGCCAUCGGCUGCCACCCGUCCUGGAGUCAUACCCUCAAGAUUAACACUAAACUAGACCCACUCUCCUCCCUCCACGUAAACAUCUACGACGAGUACAAAGCGAACAUAGUAGAAGGGUUCCCAGAGGAGGACCACUCCAACAAGACCGUUCACUACCGGUACUACAACAAGUGGCUUGGCACUCUCGAGAUACCGAUGUAUGCCGUCUUGACUUUGGGCACUCUUCGGGGCACAUUCAAGAUCACGAGCCCGCCACUCUUGUUUGGUUACGAAACCCUCCAAACGAAGGAGUCAACAUCGCUAAUCCCAGAAAUAACACAACUCUUGAAGAAAGACACCGCAUACAUUACGUUAGAAAUAACAAGUAGCCUCUCACAUUUGGGAGGAUUGCACGCUUACAACCAGCCGCUGCCAAGCUCAAUAGAAGACGAUUAUUUGAUCAAACAUUUGAACAAUUUUGUAACAGAAUACACAAACGAAUUUCCGAUGCGGAAUAUUUCUUUGACUUUUAUAGAUAGCAUGGGUAGGAAUAAAUGCGUCACCCAGUUCCUGCAGCCGAUACCUUUACCCGAGAGGGACUUCAUCCCGAAGAAUCCAAGAGGAGACUCUGCUAUCUCGAAGUCUUCUGGAUUUUCCAAAAGUUCGUCCUCAAGUGGAAGACGAAAAGAGUUGGAUUUAGAUAGAGUAAGUCAAGAAGAGAGGGAGUCAGUGUACAGCGCUCGUGAGGGUGACAGUCUCGGGAGGAUGAUGAACGCGUGCAUGCGAUACGUGUCAUUGAUACCCAGCUACGAGGUCACGGAGUCUCAUGCGGUUACGCUGCUGGGGCUUGAACUGCUAAAAGUACUUCAUGGCUCGCCAUUGGAUCACACCAUCCUUUUAGCCAGCUACUUCAUAUACUUGGGCAUCAAGUGCUGGGUGGCCAUUGGCCUAGGCCUACCUCGAGGUCACAGUAGCUUCGUUCUCAUCAAGUAUGACUUGACUACAAGGAGGAUAGUCCUGGAAAACGACCAGCUGUUCAGGAGUAGAGGGUUCCUGAAUAAGUCUGAUGGGUAUACAUGGUAUGUAUGUGAUGCCAGUAGCGGGGAGCGGUACGAGCUGAGAGAUGUCGGCUGUCCUCUGAAGACUGUUGAUUAUGUGUUUGAUAACGAAAAUAUAUGGGUGAAUGUGCAAUCGUCCCAAGAUUGUGAGAAUAUGUCGUUUGAUUUCACCAAAUCGUCUGAUUGGCAAGCUGUUUUCGAUAAAAAUGUGUUCGUGAUGAAGCAGCCGGUAGUGACAGACAGUGCGCUGUACUCUACCCCACCUAAUGUGGAGGGACUGAGGAGUGCGCUGGAGACGAAGAUCAAGAGUAAAGUCCAGAAGUGGAGGUCUCAUAUGAAGACUAUUUGGAACAGGUACUGCAGCACGCUGUUACGUGACAUGCUGCUUCAGUGGGAGUACUGGGUGUUCAACCCCACAGGACCCAAGCCCAGUUUCAGCCAGAAACUCAAACAUUUAAUGGUUACAUUUAAGAUAUUCGGGUUUCCGCUAAACUUGGCGUAUGUUAACACAAAGUCUGUGAUAUCUGCCAUCAAGAGCACAGGAUUGCACCUGAGUGAUGACCCUAACGUGGAGUUCGCGCUCGGCGUGGAGGUGUGCGCCUACCCUAACAAUGUGAUCAGUGUCUGGGUGUUCCUAGCUAGCAUCACCAGAAUAUAACUACAUGUCGACGGACUCGUCUUUUAUAAGAGUAAUAUAUGCAUUGAAAUUCAGUUUGUGUCAAUUUGAUGACGUGUGUUGGCUUCUAACUAUUCCAAUAGGAUUAUGUACAAAAUACGUCAAUCGGUUUUUGUCGAACGUCUAAAAUCAGAGCGUGUUGCUCCGCAAGGUAAAUAUUUGGGUAACCAUCGUGCACCAAACAAAAACUUUACAGAAGAGCAAUAUAAAAUUUAUUUUAAAACUCAUUUCAUUCAGGACUAUAAAAACCAGAUUAAUUUUAAUUUUAAAUAAAAAUAGAGCUUGUA